Molecule: messenger RNA, 876 nt
Organism: Gadus morhua (Atlantic cod)
Lineage: Eukaryota; Metazoa; Chordata; Actinopteri; Gadiformes; Gadidae
Product: cholecystokinin receptor-like
Exons: 4
Coding region: 1-876 (291 amino acids)
Biological process (GO): neuropeptide signaling pathway
Cellular component (GO): plasma membrane
Molecular function (GO): neuropeptide receptor activity
Source: RefSeq, a predicted model, not a curated record
AUGGCUACUGCCGCAAAUGCUGGGGCCCUGGGCACUCUGCUGGGCCUUCGAUCGCACCGAGUGGCUGGGAGAAUCCUGGAGCUCUGGACGCAGAGGCUGUCCAUUAAAGAGAAAAUACUUCUGAUGGACUACAACCUAGGGAGAGCCACACCAGACCCUGCUGACCCCUUCUCUGAUGUCCACCUGAGUCCCCUGGUAGGCUCUCAGUACAUUCUGCUGCUGCUGACGCUGUUCUUCGUUCCGGGCGUGGUCAUGAUCACCGCCUACGGCCUCAUCUCCAGAGAGCUGUAUCGAGGCAUCCAGUUUGAGGUCAACAACAACCCAGACACCAUAGCCCUGACGAAAAACGGCAGAACCAGUAACCAUGACGACAACGACGGCUGCUACAUCCAGGUGCACCCCAAGAAGGUGGGCCUUGCCCCAGGCUUCGCCCCCUCCCCCACCACCCCCACCCCCCCCUCCUGUACCGCCCCCUCCACCCUCAACUCCCACGCCCUCCGUCGCGAACAAGCCCGCGCCAACGCCUCCGAAUCCAAAUGGCGGGCAAAAAAGCGCGUGAUCCGCAUGCUGAUGGUCAUCGUGGCGCUCUUCUUCCUCUGCUGGAUGCCGCUGUACUCUGCCAACACCUGGAAGGCCUUCGACCUGGGCUCCGCCCACCGGGCGCUGUCUGGCGCGCCCAUCUCGUUCAUCCACCUGCUGUCGUAUUCGUCGGCGUGCGUGAACCCGCUGAUCUACUGCUUCAUGAACACGCGGUUCCGCGGCGCCUUGCUGGCCACCUGUGGGUGCUGUUGUCCCGGUUACGUGCGGAAGGCCGGGAGGCGGUCGCUAAGGCGUCGGUUCCCGGGCGGACUAGACGAGGCCACCGCUACAUCUUAG